Molecule: messenger RNA, 429 nt
Organism: Komagataella phaffii GS115
Lineage: Eukaryota; Fungi; Ascomycota; Pichiomycetes; Pichiales; Pichiaceae
Exons: 1
Coding region: 1-429 (142 amino acids)
Source: RefSeq, a predicted model, not a curated record
AUGAAAAGAACGUUAGAUGAUUUCAGUGACGCAUCAAACGAGCAAAAAUCUACACGAAUAAGCAAUCAGGCGUUGUUCAGGUGCACGCUGGGAGCAUGUAAAGCAGAUUUCACAGACCACUCAUCGUUGAAUCACCACAUCCUACAAUAUCACACUUUUAUUUGUCAGAGUUGCAAAAAGAACUUUCCUAAUGAAAGGUUCUUAUAUCUUCACAUACAAGAGCACCAUAAUCCAUUCAAUUCUAUCAAAGAAGAAAGAGGAGAAAAAAUCUACCAGUGUUUUCUGGAAACUUGUGAUAAGAUCUGUUCCUCUCCUCAAACGAGACGUCUACACAUGAUUGAUAAACACCAGUACCCAAAAGAGUUUCUAUACAGUGUCAUUAAAAAUGGCAUGUCCAAAGGGCAAACUAGUUUAUUAAAGUCCCGAUAA